Molecule: messenger RNA, 3018 nt
Organism: Fonsecaea monophora
Lineage: Eukaryota; Fungi; Ascomycota; Eurotiomycetes; Chaetothyriales; Herpotrichiellaceae
Exons: 5
Coding region: 1-3018 (1005 amino acids)
Source: RefSeq, a predicted model, not a curated record
AUGGCCGCUGUUGCGUUAGAUACAUCAUUGACCAAUGUCCUCAAUUCCCUGGAUUUGGACAAAGUGCCAGAGAAAUUGAAAUGCACGCGCUGCCACAACUUCAACCUCAAUCCAUACAAAACCUCUUGCUGCGAUGUCGGAAUCUGCGAACCAUGCUUCAGCACUACUCGCGGCUCCAGUUGUCCCAAGUGCGAACAUCGGCCCUUUACCGAUGACAUUUGCAAGCCGAGUAAAGCCAUGCAAAAGACCAUCAAGGUUUAUCUCAAGGCACAAGAGAAGACGAGGGUGGAUGAGCGGGCCAAAUCUGUCGGACAAGAUGAGGUUGUCCACCCACCAGACGCCGGCAAACCCGUCGUGAAUGGCGGCAGCCAAACAGAUGGAGUAAUAGCAGAGGUGUCGGAGGAGCGGCGACAAGAGGAUGUGGCAGAAAGUGAAGACACCCUUGCUGGAAAUGUCCACCCGUCAAUUGAGGAACCUGAACCUGAACCCGCCGAUAAUGACGACGAUAUCGACAUCCAGGUAGAAGCAGAGGACGAGAACCUGCAGCCACUUCCGACCCGCGUGAAGAGUACUGAAGACACUCCUCAGCCUACCAAUUCCUUCGAGAACAAACCGAACUCACAAGACGUGAGCCAAAGUAAUACUGAGGGUUUCAAUAGCAUGGACUUUUCAAACAUGAUGAAUGGGUUCGGCAAUAUGGAUUACAAUCAGAUGAUGCAAAUGAUGUCGGCAAACGGGAUGGGCUUCAAUCCAAUGAUGGGAAUGCCUAUGGGAAUGAAUCCAAUGUCAGCAGGCAUGUUUGGCGGAUUUGGCGGUCCAAACGGAGGCAUGAACAUGAAUGGGAUGAAUGGCAUGAACAUGGCUAUGAACUACAAUGCCAACCAAGGAAUGUAUGGCUGGGAAGGCCAGAACAACAAUAUGUGGCAGAAUAAUAAUGCAAAUGCAUUCUCGAAUGGCAUGGGCAAUGACUUCGGUUCCAACUAUGGUUUCAAUAUGGGCCCGUCUGGCAACUUUCAACAGCCCUAUACCUCUGGUGAUUUUCAAAAUGGCUACUAUGGCCGCGGCUAUGGCAGAGGUCGUGGUCGUGGCCGUGGCGGCUUUGUGAGAGGCCGCGGUAACUUCAAUCAAUUCUCGCAAUACCACCAACAGGGAUACCAGAACCAGAAGCAAUUCGAUAGCCGCAAUGUGCAGUCUCAUACGAUGCAGACGGCAUCCGCCGAAGUCGCGGCGGCCGAAGAAGAACACAUGGACAACAACCACGAUCCGGUUGAUGACGGUCACGAAGACGAUGACUUCGCCCCUGGCGGUCAGGAAGAAGUCCAAGAGGCCCUUGGGGAAGACUACCAGAAGCCCAUCACCGUCGAAAAGACUGUCACUACAACCGCUACUUCCGAAGCUUCUGCGGCUAGUGGAGGUGAUGAGGUGGCGACAGCAUUAGAAUCUCAACCUAUGGAUGAGUCUUUGGAAGCUGAUAAGGUGAACGGGAUUAAUGGACAGGACGACGGGGAGAAGGCCCAACCACCGGUUUCUGAGACUAUGCAAACGACGCCUGCAGAAAAGCCGAUACCUGAAGCAUACAAUGAAGAUCUACAAGGCCCGAUGCCACCACCGUCGGCACCGCUUGGUCCCUCGGCUCAAUACGGUGAUCAUGGCUUUCGCUCUCGAGGACAUGGUAGAUUCUCCUCUCGCGGGCGUGGCUCGAUUUCGAUGCCAAACGGGCAUAUUGCUCCAACAGUAAAGCCAUUCCCGCAAAUUGCUUCACCCAUGGAACCCAAAGGCGUGGGCGUCAUCGGGGCACCAACCGGUCCUAGAGCGAUGCGUGAAGCAGCUGUGCCCGGCAGACCGCCUUCGCGACCUGCAGCAGCCGGGUUUCAAAUCAUGGGAAGAGCAUCUAUGUCGGCGUCACAGCGUUCAGAGUCUCGAGAUGUCGAGAGAACUCGUAGUAAGACCCCUGAUAAAGACAGGGACAGGUCUCGACGACAAUCCGUACAGGACAAACACUCCAACUUGAGAUAUGAAGGGGACGAGCAAGACGAGUCCGAUUACCGCGACUCUGACAAGCCCUCCAGGAAAUCGUCAAGGCGCGGCACCUAUGAUGAUUAUGAUCGGAACGAGCGGGAAGCAUCCUACGCCGAAUCGGAUUCGGGGGAUUAUAAGUCAUCUUCGAGACGCAGUCGGGGCGAUAAGGAGAGAGCUUCCAAGCAGCAUUCAUCCCGGUCAUCACGGCGACGUCACGACGAGGACGUUGAUGAGGACCACGAAAUGGACGACUACGCGGAAUCGACAAGGUCAACUCGAGAUGGGUAUGAGGCUGAAAGCAAGAGCAGACACCGGAGUAGCAAGUCCUCUCGUCACGACGGCAGAGAUCGAGAUCGGGACCGCGAUCGGGAUCGAAAUCGAGACCGCGAUAGGGAUCGUGAGCGAGACCAUGACCGCGACCGCGACCGUGAUAGAGAUCGGGAGAAGACACGGACCAAAGACCGGGAGCGAGAGCAUCGAGACGACAAACAUAGGGAUCGGGACCGGGAUCGGAAGCGCUCUCGACACGAUCGUCACCGCGAAGACGUAGACAGACAUCAGGAAUACGACUACGACUAUGACCAACAGCAGGACGAGGUUAUUACUGAAGAGCCUGAGUCGCGACAUCGGUCACGGCGUCACAAGAAAGAUCAUCGUCGUGAUGUUGAGGACUCUAACGGCUUGGACACCUCGAUGGUCAAUGGACGGUCACAAUCUCAUCGCUCCAGUGGCACAGUAACUCCAGCACCCGCACAGUCAAUGUCAGGGUCAGGGUCAGCUCACCCCGAAGAGAAAGACCCUCACACCCUCGAGCGCGAAGCACGGAAUCGUGAACGUAUGCUCAAAGAACAACAGCGACGCGAGAAAGCCGCCAAACAGGCUUCAUCCUCUGGCGGUGGUGGGACAAGUGGAAGGAGAGUCACAUACAAGUACGAAGAUGACCUGGAAAGGGGACUUGUCGAGGGUGAAAGGGAAAGCCAUGGGAGACGGUGGAGAUAG